Molecule: messenger RNA, 2321 nt
Organism: Exaiptasia diaphana
Lineage: Eukaryota; Metazoa; Cnidaria; Anthozoa; Actiniaria; Aiptasiidae
Exons: 3
Coding region: 35-1543 (502 amino acids)
Molecular function (GO): protein binding
Source: RefSeq, a predicted model, not a curated record
AGUUCUUUCUGUUACGUAAAUAAUCUGAUUGAAAAUGGAAUCGAUAUCGAUUUUUUCGCUUAAUGAUGAUUGUUUGGGUAACAUUUUGUCUCAUUUAACCGAUUUYAGCUCGUUUYACAGCUUCUCUUUGACUUGCAAACUGUUCAACCAACUGGCUCUAAGUAAAAGGAACUGGCACAUUAAUGUCCUCAAGAGACAAGCUGAUUUUUWCAUCAGAAAAUUCAUAGUUUACAACGAUGAGGACCGCGCAUACAAUUCAAGACAACAACUUCGUUCUCUACUCGAAAAAGCCAAUCGAUGCUGCAUUGAUGAUCUUUCUUACAACGAUGUCCUCCAUGUGUGGAAAUCAUGCGGUCCCGUCGCUGCCACGUUUUAUUCGUGGAUCAAAUCUUCAAAUUCAGUUAAGCGAGACGAAGGACCAAGAGAAACAUGUUCAACAGAAUACGCUGAACAGACCUUCCAUUUGCCAGUCUGUGGUCAAGACUUAUCGAUUAGGACAUCCCACUUUGUGGAUUAUAUUGGGAACUACUACCGAGAAACGAAAUUGAAAGUUUCAUGCRGUGAUUUAGCUAUCGAAAAUGAAGUUUAUAAGAUUAUCCCAGAGGACUACGAUUAUUGGGAUGAGCAGCAACUGAGAGCAGUCGUGGACCCAAUGAAACCAGUAAUUGAGCUUCUUCAGAAAGAACUCGGCGAUACAGUCCCACCAAUAACAGAUAAAUUCUUUGUUUGGAUGUGCUUUCGUUUCCCUUGUUUGGAAGAGGAGCACAGGAUUUACUUCAAAGAUGAAGCUAAGAACGCAAUACCAAGCCUGGAAUCACUCCAACCACUCUUUGAACUUUAUCGGCAAAAUAAGUUGGGAAGAAUUAAAGGAUCUCUUGAAUCUCUUGAGAAAUGGUUGAAAGAAAAUGAGGAGUGUUCCUCUGCAAAGAUAAUCGCUGAUGCUCUGGAGAUCCUGGUUCAGAAGUCCCAGGCAGCCAUAUUAGGACAGUUGCAAGAAGAUGUUGGACGAUUUCCUGAGGUAGUCUUCGACUACUAUCUCAAAAAGGCUCCAAAGAAGAUGAUGUUGGACUUGGUCAACAGAACAACCCUCUUCNUAGGAAAUUACUCUGCUGCUUCUGUUGCUGACAAAUAUGUUGACAACAAAGCUCAGUUUAGGAUGAAAGGAGGGUCGGUUAUAAAAAUAGAUGGAGAAAUACGAGGCGAUGGGGCAAGUUACCCUACCUGGUUUGAAUUGAGCAUGAAUUUCACUCUACCCGAUGGUAGCAAGAUAGAAAUACAAAGUCCUGAUUAUAUGUACUCAAAGCCAUCGCAAGACGAAAAGAAAGCUCUUAGCAACAAGUUUAGUCCGAUCACUGAAAUUCUACAAGAAUGCAUCGAUGAAUCCAUGAAGGACGAGGAAAACAUCCCCAAAAUAGAAAACAUCUUCACUGUUUAUUAUUUCCUGCAGGUGAUGCAGUUCGCGGRAGUCGGGCGCUUUUUUGAACUUCAUCACAAGCAACCUCUCUUCAAAUCUGAUGGGAACACUUCAGAUUACUCUGACUAAUGUCAACUACUGAUUCAGGAGUAAACAAUACAGUGACAGACUGCGUAGCGGCGCGCAGACCGCGUGUGGGUUGUGCGAAUGGUAGCCCUUUCUUUUUCGGCAAUGCAGCGUGGCGGAAGCUAUCAUUUAUGCAUAAUCGACAGUUUUGACUAUGAUGAUUAUAGGAAUGCUAUAAACAGCAAGAAGCUUAGUGCACUUACUAAKUUUGUAUCCUUAGGAAGUUCAAAUAAUAAUGUAAAAACUGUUCCAGUAUACUUUAGAAUGACUACUGAUGUACUUGCUACAUGUGACUAAAGACCGAUCACGAUUCCUGCUCAAUCUAAAUCACAUUUAUAUUACUUAAAACAAAAGACAACACAAACAAACAAGGUUGCAAGGUUGGAGAAAUCAUAUUGUCCGCCUUGGUUUUAACCGCGGAAAGGUUACAACUAUUCUCGUACUUCAAUACUGAGACGAACGCGAUGUUUGCGCAAAAUSAGACAUGAUCUAUACAAAUGAUAUUUAUUUCUACUCAUUCCAUACUCAAAGCCUUUGCAGCUUCUGAUGCAAAUGAAUGGGUUAACUUAGUUUAAAAAACGUUAGUAUCAAAACUACUCAACUUAAAAAACACGACAUACAAAAUACCUUAAAAAGUUUCCUAUUCCAAAAUACAUAUAUCUACUUUUUAUUGUGUCACAAACACUGUAAUUUCACCUCUUGAUGCUAGUUUCCGAUCUGUAUAAAAUACAAAGUGAUUUCAGCGGUAUUUGCGACCUGUAAUCACCGCUGACAAUGUUUA